Messenger RNA from Plasmodium relictum, 666 nucleotides. Its product is annotated as fam-h protein. NCBI's taxonomy places the organism in Eukaryota, Apicomplexa, Aconoidasida, Haemosporida, Plasmodiidae. Bases 1 to 666 code for a protein of 221 amino acids. The transcript has 2 exons. The record is from RefSeq and is a predicted model, not a curated record.
AUGAAAAGUAAUGCUAUAAAGAAUACUAGUAUAUACGAUACAUUCUGCUCCCAUACAUCUAAAGGUUUUAUAACUAAAGAUAUAUCAACUAUAAAGAUAUCCCAUAAAAAAGAGAAAAAAUAUAGAUUACAUUUUUUCAUAAAGUUUUUUAUAUAUGCCUUUUUAAUUUGGAUAUUACAGUAUUCUAAUAAUUUAGGUACUUGUGAGACGUGGAAUUACGAAAAUAACUUAAAAAAUGUAAUAAAUUUGGGAGUUAAAAGAUCAUUAGCAGAAAAUAACGAUACAAUAAAACAAGAAAAAGGAUUACAACAAUGCUAUGAACAACAUGACAUGACAGCAAUAAAUUUAGAGUUAAGCAAUGAGCAAAGUAAAAUAGAGCAGAAUAUGGAUAUAGAACAAGAAAAUGAAUCAGAGACAAAAAAGAGGAAUAAAAAAAGAAAAUUUAAUGAAAGAACCUCAGACAAAUGUACAAAUGAUCUUAAAACAAUUCCACUAAUUUUAGCUUUUCUCAUGUCACUUACUUCAUUCACACUUUCUGCAAUAUAUCUUAAACACUUUGUUCCAAUAUUUCAAAAUUAUAUUUUAAUACUGUCUAGUUUAUCUCUUAUAAUAUUUUUAAUCUUUUUACUUUACGAAGAAAUAAAAAUGAAGCUUAAAAACAAAUAA